This is a messenger RNA of Mesorhabditis belari, 582 nucleotides long. The record is from the annotation of a GenBank genome assembly. NCBI's taxonomy places the organism in Eukaryota, Metazoa, Nematoda, Chromadorea, Rhabditida, Rhabditidae.
AUGUUCAAAGUGAUGAUCGAGGGAAUAUUCUUCUAUCCAACCCUUGGCUACAAUUUGUUGAGGAACCUUGUGCAACAAGAGAACUGGAGCUGGUUCAGCCGAAUAGACGAUGGCCUGGUGUUGGGAGCAAUGCCAUUCAAAUCAAUGAAGGAGGAGCUCGUUGAGAAAGAGAAUGUGGGCGGUGUCGUCUGCUGCACGGAGUCCUACGAACUUGUCGCUGCCUGGAGCGCAAUGGCUGAGGAAGAUUGGAAGGCCGAGGGCGUCGAGUUUUAUGCCAUCCCUAUGACCGACUUCAUUGGAGCAGCUGAUCCGGCUGAGAUGCAAAAAGCCGUCGAGUUCAUCAACAAAAUUAAUUCACAAGGAAAAUCGGUCUACGUUCACUGCAAAGCCGGAAGGACACGUUCAGCCACAGUAACGACAUGCCAUUUGAUGCAGAAGAAGGACUGGGAUCCGAAUGUUGCAUUCGAGUUUCUCAAAACUCAAAGAAGACAAGUCUCACUUGGCAGCAAUCAAUGGCAAACGGUGAACGAGUACCGCAAGUAUCUGAACACGAAUCCUCAGCUCAUCAAAUCCGACUCAUCA